GCCUAAACCGAAAACCAAAAACCAAUGUCGGGGGAGCUAGUCUCCGGCGAAAGUCUCCAGAAAUCCUUCAAUGAGCUCGAAUCCCAGCAAGCCCUAAUCUCCAAUUGCACUUCCUUAUGGAAAUCCCUCUCCAUUCACUUCUCCGCGCUGAAAAAGUCCCUCUCCGAUCGCUCCCACGCCAUCGAUUCCAAGCUUAAAACUCUCGAUGCCAGCACCCAGGAAUCCCUCGCAUCCCUUGACCUUCGUGAAUCCUCCCUCUCCGAUCGCGAGGCCGCUGCCGCCGCCCGUAUACGAGAACUCCAGCUUUCCGCCCUUGCUGACAUUGAAAAUCCCAAUUCGAAGCAGCCUGACGAUGUGCCAGGCAUCCUCCGAUGGUACUCCCGUCGCAUGGACUCUUCUGGGAUUUGGCGCUUCAUGGUGUCUCGCCGCAAGGACCUGGCUCUUCUCCGGAAGGAGAUCUCUGAUGCUGUGUCGGAAUCCGUCGACCCGGCUCGGUUGGUACUCGACGCUGUGAAUGAUUUCAUGGAGAAGAAGAUGAGAGAGAAGGGAGGCCCUGAUCGGUGCUGGGCGCUGGGAAUGCUGAUUCGUGUUUUGUAUGAUUUUGACGCCGGGAAUGCGCUGAAGGUAUCUGGGAGUAUCCGUGAGAGGGCGGCGAAGGUCGUGGAGAGGUGGAAGGAGGAGGCGAAGGAGGAGGGAGGAAUGAUUGGAGGGCCGGAGGCGCAGAUACUCUUGCAGCUGGUGGUGGUUUUUGGGUUGCAGUCCAAAUUUGAGCAGGAGUUUUUGAAGAAGUUGGUGCUUCACCAUGCUUCCAGGAAGGAAAUGCCCAAACUCGCUACUUAUUUAGGUUUUGGGGAAAAAUUGGCAGAUAUUAUUGAUGAGUUGGGGAAGACUGGGAAGGAGCUUGAGGCUAUCUACUUUGCUUAUGAGUCUGGUUUCACUGACAAAUUUUCUCCAGUCCCUCUCUUGAAGUCCUAUGUUCAAAGCUCAAGGAAGAAUGCCGCAUCCAUAUUGAAGAAUGGGAAUCGCUCCCCCGCUGCUACGGAAGAGUCAAUCACAAUGGAGUUGAAUGCCCUCAAGUCAGUCAUCAAGUGCGUUGAAACUUACAAGCUAGAAUCAAAGUUCACUAUCAAUGGUCUGAAGAAGCGUGUCGCUCAGCUAGAAAAAACCAAGGCUGACAAGAAGAAGACGUCAACACCAAACAAGUCUCAUAUGAAGAGAACAAGACCUGGUGGUCCUCCUGCUCCUUUUCGGCCAACCAAAGCAAGCAGGACCUUGAAUACAUCAUACCCUUCACUUAAUCAGCGUCCACCCAUUCCACCUCAAGUCGGAGGAUCUCGCCAUUCCUUCAAAUAUUCUGAACAGGGAGGCUUUGAUGGACCAAGUUCUGGAUCUCACAGAUGGAGUCCCAACCCAGUUUCACAACCAUAUCAUGUUCCUGAAGACAUCAUUGGAGCUCGAGGCAAUAUAGCAUAUAGUGGAUUAUCGUCAAGCUAUGGUGGUGUCGACUAUGCUCCUUCUCACGCAACCACCACUCCCCAGCCUCAUCAGUAUACUAGGUAACAUUUCUUAUUUGUCCUCUUUAACUAGUCUUCCUUAGAAACAGUAAAAUCUCUAGAAUCACUGAUCUUAGAGAAUACAUGUUUUUGGACUUCUCCAGUCUUUUUAUGAUGUUGUUCAGUGAAUUAUUUUCUCAGUUAUUGGUUGUCGUUUCUUAAAUCUUGAAAGUCAAAGUUCUUAUUCAACUAUUACACAAUGAAAGCAACACCAACAUUACAUGUUGUU
Molecule: messenger RNA, 1782 nt
Organism: Dioscorea cayenensis subsp. rotundata (Guinea yam)
Lineage: Eukaryota; Viridiplantae; Streptophyta; Magnoliopsida; Dioscoreales; Dioscoreaceae
Product: FRIGIDA-like protein 4a
Exons: 3
Coding region: 25-1560 (511 amino acids)
Source: RefSeq, a predicted model, not a curated record